Ctenopharyngodon idella (grass carp) is the source of this 836-nucleotide messenger RNA. RefSeq lists its product as uncharacterized. The transcript is spliced from 4 exons. Lineage: Eukaryota; Metazoa; Chordata; Actinopteri; Cypriniformes; Xenocyprididae. Gene Ontology annotation, molecular function: cysteine-type endopeptidase inhibitor activity. Bases 225 to 608 code for a protein of 127 amino acids. The record is from RefSeq and is a predicted model, not a curated record.
CCUAGUGUGGUCAUGUGACCUGGAAGAUGACGUAAACACAUCCCUGCAGCUGCAGUGAAGAACAUGAGAAUAUGAAAUGGAUUUUCUGUGACUGUCUGCAGUGAAAAAGCUCUAGUGUUUGAUGAGUCAGCGAGUUGAACUCAAGCAUGAGCGUCUCUCCAUCAGCAGGAUGCUUUUCACUGACGCUGCGUUGAGAAAUAAAUAGAGAUUCACAACCUGCCAGGAUGGUUUGCAUUCUGACCCUCUUUGCAUCCAUUCUCUCAGCUCUUAUUGUUUCAGGGGAUGGCAUGACACAAAACUACAACAGUAAUGUCAUUAACGUGGCAAACUUUGCCAUGAAUUUCCACAAUCGCAUGAAUACCUACCCGUAUGCAUUUAAAGUGGUGGAUAUCAUAUCAGUCACGGCUCAGCUGUAUCCUCCUGCACGGGUUAAAUACACGUUACAGAUACAAGCUGCGCAGACCGUCUGCGAGAAUCAGGCGGGUGUGAAUCUGACAGACUGUGCUUUGCAGUCUAACGCCGAGAUCAUGACCUGUUCCUUCACUGUCAUUGCAGUGCCAGGAAACGACUACAUCCCCAAACGAAUGCUGUCUGAUCAUUGUGCCUGAGAAUUAUGAUGUAAAUGCUUACUAAUGGUGGAAUGUUGUGAGCGAUGCAUGCUUUGCCUCGUUAUGUACUUUGUGGCAUGUUAAUGUGCAUCACUAUUAGUGUUUUAUAAGAAGCAUUUCAUAAGCUGUCAUUAUGAAAUUAUGAAGUCACACUAACUUUAAAGCCUGUGAGUAACAUGGAUUUAGUUUUGUCAAAAAAUAAAUAAAAUGCAAAUUAAUUUUCUCAUA